AGCCCGAAGAAGACCCCCCCCAGGAAAUGCGCCUCUCUCUCCAACCUGCACUUGCUGGAUAGAUCGACCCGUGAGAUUGAGCUGGGCCUGGAGUACGGCAUCCCCACCAUGAACCUCGCUGGCCAAAGCCUCAAGUUUGAAAAUGGCCAGUGGGUGGCAGAAUCGGGAAGCUUCACAGGGGAUCGCAGGGAAAUGCAGCGCUUGCGCAAACGAAACCAGCAGCUAGAGGAAGAAAACAACCUCCUUCGGCUGAAAGUGGAUAUUCUGCUGGAUAUGCUCUCCGAGACCACAGCCGAGUCCCACCUGAUGGAGAAGGAGCUGGAGGAGCUGAAGAACCACAGCCGGAGGAGGAAGUGA
Messenger RNA from Pelecanus crispus (Dalmatian pelican), 357 nucleotides. RefSeq names its product chibby 1, beta catenin antagonist (gene CBY1). Lineage: Eukaryota; Metazoa; Chordata; Aves; Pelecaniformes; Pelecanidae. The record is from RefSeq and is a predicted model, not a curated record. Gene Ontology annotation, biological process: negative regulation of Wnt signaling pathway. Gene Ontology annotation, cellular component: nucleus.